Molecule: messenger RNA, 811 nt
Organism: Drosophila bipectinata
Lineage: Eukaryota; Metazoa; Arthropoda; Insecta; Diptera; Drosophilidae
Source: RefSeq, a predicted model, not a curated record
AUUAUUAUUCUGAAAGGCCAUCAAGUCAAUGUCCCAGGCCACAAGCUCAGUCCUGCUGUCGCAAUAACCAAUCCUCUGCUUGUGGAAAGGUAUCGUCCAAUAACACUUCCACCCAAUUGGGAAAUUCGUCUACAAGAAACCACAAAACUUACAUGGAAAUGUCGCAGGCGCUAUCGGGAAAAACAUGUCUUAGUCAAACUGAAAUCGAUAGGGCGAUACAAACUGCUUCCCAGUCUAAAAGAUUUCAUGGAAAAUCUCCUGAAGAACGUCUUGCCGAACGAACCCAAGACGAUUUCGUCCAGUAUUUGGUCAAGGAUAGCUUCUGCCCAGGCACCAUACAGGAGAGCCUUAAUGGACAGGGGAACUUCAACGAGCAUGCUUUUGAGAUCUCCUUUGCCGGAGAGAUUCCCACAAAGCCGUAUCCUGUGGAUCCCAUCAGCAUGCUGGAGGCCAUAAAGAUGCGUAUCGACAUCGAACGGGAGGAGAUUCAAAAGGCCAAGCAAAAGGAGUGGGAACGAAAACACGGCCCCAGGGAGAAGACCAAAGACGGCAAACCCAAGCAAGUGGGUCCUUUGCAUCUCAAUGAUAUAGAUGACUAUUUCGAAACCCGAAAUCAUUCGGAAGUCAAUGACGGCGUGGCGGCGUUUCUAAGAGCCGAGGCUGAGUUUAAAGGAAUGAAUAAGGGAACGGAUUCUGGUUUUCAAGCGGAAGUCAAUACCUUGGAGACAAACCUCUUUGAUGACAAAAUAAAGGUGAAUCUCUAUAAUGCAACCACCCAUCCGUCAAACAAGUGAUCGAAUCAGAAGUGCUC